UAUUCCUGCACAGGAAUAUUUCGAUCCUAUUCCCGCAGGGUCGAUUUUGCUGCUGGGGCAGGAUCUACUUGCGAAUUGGGUGCACAGUAAAAUGAUAGGAAUGGUGUGCAGGAAUAGGUCCCAUCACUAUAGUGUGUAGUGUACAAGUGUGUACAUACAUAGUAUGUAUAUAUGCAUUUACAUGGAUAUGCGCAUAGUGUAUUCAUACAUGGUGCCGACAUAUAACCUAAGUACGAAGAUAACUGAAGAUAAUCAUCAAAGUGUAACCUAUCGUUAGGUUAAUCUACAUUAACCGUGCAUGAUUUUUAAUACUUUUGUUCGAAUGAUAAACAAAAUUUACAAUGAAGACACAAAAUUGGAGAGAAUUAGAAAUACCUUUAAGUGAUCCCAUAUUGAAAACCAUUGAAGAACUGAAAUAUCCAUAUAUGACACCAGUGCAGGCUGCUUCCAUACCGCUAUUAUUAAAGGGUAAAGAUGUUGCAGCGGAAGCAGUAACAGGUAGUGGAAAGACGAUUGCUUUCAUAGUACCUGUAUUAGAAAUUUUACAGAAACAAAAAGUGACAUGGAAAUCAACAGAAGUUGGAGCAAUAAUAAUUAGUCCAACAAGAGAACUAGCAAUACAAAUAUAUGAUGUAUUACAAAAAUUUUUAAAUAACCUUCCACAAUUAAAACAAAUAUUACUUGUCGGUGGCAUAACGAUCGCAGAAGAUGUGGCAAGACUUAAAACUGGGGCUAACAUUAUAAUAGCAACACCCGGUAGAUUAGAAGAUAUAAUAUCAAAUUGUAAAAUUAUCAAUUUGGCUGCACGUCUAAGAUCAUUGGAAAUAUUAAUCUUAGAUGAAGCAGAUAGAUUAUUGGAUUUAGGCUUUUCUGCGACGCUAGAUACAAUAUUAAGCUACUUGCCUCGUCUCAGAAGAACGGGUUUAUUCUCUGCAACGCAAACAAAGGAACUGCAGCAGCUAAUUAGAGCAGGAUUGAGAAAUCCAGCUUUAGUAUCUGUUAAAGAAAAACCAAAUAUUUCAACACCUUCGAAUUUAGUAAAUAAUUAUGCCAUUGUGAAUGUAGAGUACAAAUUUUCUGCAAUGAUAGACUUUAUACAACAAAAGGGAACUAAGUUAAAGUACAUGAUCUUUUUAUCUACUUGUGCUUGCGUAGACUAUUUCAGUCGCAUUGUUGAAGAAAUGUUGCCGUCGGUUCAAAUACUUGCGAUACAUGGUAAAAUGAAAAAUAAGAGAUAUAAAAUUUUUAACGAGUUUCGACGUAUCGAAAGUGGCAUUUUAAUUUGCACAGAUGUAAUGGCUCGUGGUGUAGACAUUUCAGAAAUCAAUUGGGUAUUACAGUACGAUCCUCCUUGCUCGGCUAGUAGUUUUGUCCACAGAUGUGGUAGAACUGCCAGAAUUGGAAGUGAAGGAAGCGCACUGAUAUUCCUUCUGGAAACAGAAGAUGCAUAUGUAGAUUUCAUUAAACGAAAUCAAAAGGUGGAUUUAAGGAAAAUACAUGUAGAACCAUCUAUGCUUUUACAUGAAAAAUGUUUAAAAUGCAUGAGAGAUUUACAGAAGAGAGAUCGAUUAGUUUUCGACAAAGCUAACAGAGCGUUUGUAUCGUAUAUACAAGCAUACAAUAAACACGAAUGUAAUUUAAUAUUGAGAUUAAAAGAUAUCGAUCUGGGCAAACUUGCAAUGAGCUUUGGUUUGUUACGUAUGCCUCGAAUGCCCGAACUUAAAGGAAAAGAUACAGCAUCGUUUGUACAAGAAAAUAUUGACAUUAAUUCAAUCGCCUAUUUAAAUAAACGAAAAGAACAUAAUCGUUUAGAAAAGUUGAAGAUCUUUCAAAACAGUGGAUUAUGGCCCACAGUGUACAAACGUAAACGCAAACAAACUGAACCUUGGUCCGAAACCAAGAAAAGGAAAUUAGAAAAGCAGGAGAAUCGUAAAAAACGAAAAGAAACAAAAAUAAAACAAAAAAUGUCUACGAAUUUAAUAAAAAAACAAAAAAGAAAAGUAAGUCAGCAGGAUAUAGAGGAACUUGCAAAAGACAUAGCGCUGAUAAGAAAACUAAAGAAAAAAAAGAUUUCACAAGAAGAGUUUGACACAGCUUUUGGAAUUGAUUGAAUAGUUUAAUUACAGUGAAAGAUGCGUGAAACAAAAGUCUGUUUAACUACUAUCAAUUUAUUCGCAUACGUAUUCAAAAAGUUAUCAUCCGGUAAAAUCAAGACGGUAAACAAUUGUAGGAGGGUACCGGGUAUAAAUCUCCCGCGAUACUGAACCAGGUUACCUUCAGACAAUGUGUUCCAUAUAUCCAGUAUGAAUCAUUGUCUUGCACAUGUGAAGAUAAGUGUACAGGUGAUAGAAUAUUGCAUAAAGGGUGCCUCAGCUAAAUGGAAUAACAUAAAUAUAUUUGCUUCAGCCACUGUUGUAUGAAAAGAACUUCCUCGGACGAAGUUACAUUAUUUGAGAAAAUAAUAACUUGAAAUAAAUGAUUUUUAAUUCCAGGUCAA
Messenger RNA from Megalopta genalis, 2497 nucleotides. RefSeq names its product ATP-dependent RNA helicase DDX55. Gene Ontology annotation, molecular function: RNA helicase activity; nucleic acid binding; ATP binding. Lineage: Eukaryota; Metazoa; Arthropoda; Insecta; Hymenoptera; Halictidae. The record is from RefSeq and is a predicted model, not a curated record.